AUGCCACUCCCCGCCCAUCCUCCAGCUCGCUCGCCUCUUGAUCGCCAUCGCCAACUGGCUCCGUCUGCCUCUGUCCGGGUUUCUCCACUAUGCCUCGGCGCUAUGAACUUUGGCGACGCGUGGAAGGAGAGACUUGGAGAAUGCCCAAAAGAGACCGUGUUUGAAAUCCUCGAUUACUUUGUUAGCCAAGGUGGCAAUUUCAUCGAUACCGCUAAUAGCUACCAAGACGAACAAUCCGAGGAAUGGAUUGGAGAAUGGAUUGCCAAGAGACAGAACCGCGAUGAACUUGUCCUCGCUACAAAGUACUCCAGCAGUUACAAGAGCCACAAUAAAGACAAGAUUCAGUCGAACUAUGGCGGCAACGGCGCCAAGUCCAUGCGUGUGUCCGUGGAUCUCUCACUGCAGAAAUUGCAAACCAGCUACAUCGACCUUUUCUAUCUUCACUGGUGGGAUUAUAGUGUUUCAAUCCCAGAAUUGAUGCACGCCCUCAACGAUUUGGUCGUCUCUGGCAAGGUCAUCUAUCUGGGAAUUUCGGACUGCCCUGCCUGGGUGGUUGCCAAAGCCAACCAAUACGCUCGCGAUCAUGGUCUACGCCAAUUCUCCGUUUACCAAGGCCUUUGGAACGCGUCAAUCCGAGACUUUGAGCGAGAAAUUCUCCCCAUGUGCCGUGAUGAAAACAUGGGUGUGGUUCCCUGGGGAACUCUGGGUCAGGGUCGAUUCCAUACGGCCGCCGGCUACGCAGAGCGGGAGAAGAACAACCCUGGGCGCAAGGGACGGGACCCCUCACCCACAGAGAAAAAGGUUGCUCGGGUGCUGGAAACAAUUGCCAAUUCGAAGCAAACAGAAAUCACCAGUGUUGCUCUUGCCUAUGUUCGCCACAAAGCUCCUUACGUCUUCCCAAUCGUCGGCGGGAGGAAGGUUGAGCAUCUCCGAGGUAACAUCGCUGCAUUGAACGUGUCCCUGAGUGCCGAGGAGAUCGCCCAGAUCGAGUCAGCUUAUAGCUUUGAUCAUGGUUUCCCUCAUACUUUCCUUAGCGGCAGCAGUUUCGAGGGCAGCGAUCCACGUGGCCCCGACGGUCCUGGAGAUGUGUGGCUGACGAAAUUGUUGGGCAACUUUGACUGGGUCCAGCCAGGACCACCAAUUGAACGAAGCAAUUAA
Penicillium odoratum is the source of this 1158-nucleotide messenger RNA. RefSeq names its product aldo/keto reductase. Bases 1 to 1158 code for a protein of 385 amino acids. NCBI's taxonomy places the organism in Eukaryota, Fungi, Ascomycota, Eurotiomycetes, Eurotiales, Aspergillaceae. The transcript has a single exon. The record is from RefSeq and is a predicted model, not a curated record.